Molecule: messenger RNA, 1962 nt
Organism: Fragaria vesca subsp. vesca
Lineage: Eukaryota; Viridiplantae; Streptophyta; Magnoliopsida; Rosales; Rosaceae
Product: casein kinase I isoform delta-like
Exons: 15
Coding region: 189-1445 (418 amino acids)
Biological process (GO): signal transduction; peptidyl-serine phosphorylation; endocytosis
Cellular component (GO): nucleus; cytoplasm
Molecular function (GO): protein serine/threonine kinase activity; ATP binding
Source: RefSeq, a predicted model, not a curated record
GUCUUCCUCUUCCAUAGCCGCCAUCCAAGUCUUCCUUCGAUUUUCUAUGCUUCCAAUCACCUCCUUCCUCCCUAAAAAUUAACCAAAAAGUCUCAUCCAAUCUCAAAAUCCGAAUCGGUCUCCGAUCCGAGUUCGAAUCCUGCCGCUCUCUUUUUUCCAGAAAUUGAAUCCGGUUAGGGCUUUUCGUUAUGGAGAGGAUUAUCGGAGGCAAGUUCAAGCUAGGUCGAAAAAUCGGGAGCGGUUCCUUUGGUGAAAUUUACCUCGCUACUCAUAUGGAGACUGGAGAGACCUUGGCGGCCAAGAUUGAAAGUAAUAAGACGAAGCAUUUACAGCUUAUGUACGAGGCCAAGCUGUAUAAAAUUCUACAGGGAGGAAGUGGCAUUGCAAGCAUGAAGUGGGCGGGGUUUGAUCAUGACGAUAAUGUUGUGAUCAUAGACUUGUUGGGGCCGAGUCUUGAAGACUUAUUUGUAUACUGUGGGAGGAAGUUUUCUCUGAAAACAGUUUUAAUGUUGGCCGAACAGAUGAUUACAAGAAUAGAGUACGUGCAUUCGAAAGGGUUUUUGCAUAGGGACAUCAAACCUGACAAUUAUCUCAUGGGUCUUGGCAGGAAAGCAAAUCAGGUUUACAUCAUUGAUUUUGGACUGGCGAAAAGAUAUCGAGACCCAACUACAAAUCGGCAUAUUCCAUACAGAGAAAACAAAAGCUUAACAGGAACUGCACGAUAUGCUAGUUGCAAUACCCAUUUGGGAAUCGAUCAGAGUCGUCGGGAUGAUUUAGAGUCACUUGGCUAUGUUCUUCUGUAUUUCCUAAGAGGAAGCCUUCCUUGGCAGGGUCUAAAAGCUGCAACAAAGAAGCAAAAAUAUGAUAAGAUUUGUGAGAAGAAGUUAUCAACUCCCAUUGAGGUGCUAUGUAAGUCUCAUCCUGUGGAGUUUGCAUCCUACUUCCACUAUUGCCAUUCCUUGACAUUUGAUCAACGUCCGGAUUAUGCAUUCUUGAAGCGUCUGUUUCGUGACUUAUUUAAACGCGAAGGAUUUGAGUUUGAUUAUGUAUUUGACUGGACAAUCCUAAAAUACCAGCAGGCGCAACAAACAAGGGGUCAUGGUCAAUCAGCUCCAGCUGUAACGACCAAUGGUCAAGGAGUGACUAGCAAUCGAGCAAUGCCUAUGGAGGUGAGGAAUCAAGGAGUUGAUGAUGUUUCUAGACAAGCAGUGGCUCCAGAACCUCAAAGAUCAAGUCAUCUUGCUCAUAUUCACAGGCCAUUUACAUCAUCUGCAGUUCCUAAUUCGGGUGCUAAUAAAUCUAUUGAAAAACAUAAUAAGGGCAAUGCUCUCAAAAGAAAUUUACCAAAACCAGAGGGGCCAGCUGAAAUUGCUGAUGUAGGUCGCCAACAUGGUGCUUCAAGCAGUUGGAUGCCAACUCUAGCUCGAAGCUUUCAAUCAAAGUAAAAGCUACAGAUGUAAAAGAAUUUUCUCGGAGCAUGCAUCUUGCUGUAGCAAAUGUAAUGAAUUUUGGAUUGCUUGCUUGCCAACUUGGCAUAUCUACCUGAAAAAUGUCUGGCAAAACAUGACCACACUAGAUGCAGUAGGACUUCACCUACAAAGCUUGGAGUUUUCAUGUGCAUAGGUGGAAAAGAUUGACAAGCCUCUUGAAUGUUGUGUGGAUGACGUGUAAAGUUUGUUUUCCAAAUUUAAUUUGAUAAAGAUCAUAAUUUUUUUUUUCACAGUAUAGUUUGGUGACCAUGUAUCUUAUUCAAUUCAGGAUUGAGUUGCUUUCUGUUCUUAUUGCUGUAACAUUUUGGGAUGAAAGCCCUGGAUGUUCACCUGGAUGAAGUUUCGAGUUUGAACCUUAGGUACCCAGGUCCUUCAGAAUCUGGAAAAGUGUAAACUAGUAUUUCAGGUAUAUUCUCAUGGUUUCCACAGAAAUCAUUCUUAUUUAAUAUCUAGUUUGUAUUAUUGACAUUAC